CAUCCAGUUCAGGGGCUUGUGAGCUCUGUCUCCCCCUUCUGUCCUCAUCAGCAGACUGCGUUUCCCUCUAUUAUUUUCCACUCAGUUUCUCGCAGUUUAAAAUGGCGGCGUUGAGCAGCGCCGAGUCCCCACCGCCCGUCUUUAACGGAGACACCGCGGAGCGGGAGCCGGGCAGGGAACGGGGCCUGGAGGAGCUGGGUGCCGGUCUGGACUCCUCUUGCACGCCGGAGAUUCCCGGAGGUCCACAGGAUGAGGAGAUCUGGAACAUCAAACAGAUGAUAAAGUUGACACAAGAACACUUAGAGGCUCUUCUGGACAAGUUUGGAGGAGAACAUAAUCCUCCUUCCAUAUACCUAGAGGCGUAUGAAGAGUACACCAGUAAGCUGGAUGCCCUGCAGCAGAGGGAGCAGCAGCUGCUGGAAGCUAUGGGCAACGGUACAGACUUCUCUUGUUCUCCUUCUCCCAUGCCAGCCCUUCUUGAGGUCAAGAUGGAAGGUUGUGGGGUCGGAGGAGGGGCUCAGGCCUUUCCCUCAGCCCCCAAUACAUUGGCUGUCCUUCAGACUCCCACCGAUGCCGGCCGAGCCAACCCUCGAUCCCCUCAGAAGCCUAUCGUCAGGGUAUUUCUGCCCAACAAACAGAGAACAGUGGUCCCGGCCCGUUGUGGGAUGACUGUGCGAGACUCACUGAAGAAAGCUCUGAUGAUGCGAGGCCUCAUUCCGGAGUGCUGUGCGGUCUACAGGAUACAGGACGGAGAGAAGAAGCCGAUUGGCUGGGACACAGACAUCUCCUGGCUGACAGGAGAGGAGUUACAUGUAGAAGUACUGGAGAACGUGCCGCUCACCACACACAACUUUGUGAGGAAGACCUUCUUCACACUGGCCUUCUGUGACUUCUGCCGAAAGCUGCUUUUCCAGGGUUUCCGCUGUCAGACCUGUGGCUACAAGUUCCACCAACGCUGCAGCACAGAAGUUCCCCUUAUGUGUGUCAACUAUGACCAACUCGACUUGUUGCUUGUGUCCAAGUUCUUCGAGCAUCACCCGUUUACCCAGGAGGAGGUCUCUUCAGAGGGAACCACCCCUGUGUCUGAGGCCUGUCCAUCACUUCCACCAUCCGACUCCACCGGGUCGAUAUGCCACACCACUUUGUCCCCGUCCAAGUCCAUACCCAUCCCACCCAGUUUCCGGUCCAGUGAGGAAGACCACCGCAACCAGUUUGGCCAGCGGGACCGUUCAUCCUCUGCCCCAAAUGUCCAUAUCAAUACCAUCGAGCCUGUCAACAUCGAUGACCUGAUUCGAGAUCAGGGAUUACCAAGGUCAGAUGGAGGCUCCACCACAGGGCUGUCAGCCACACCUCCUGCCUCUUUACCUGGCUCUUUGACCAAUGUCAAGGUGCCACAGAAGUCACCCUGCCAGCAGAGGGAGCGCAAGUCAUCAUCCUCAUCUGAGGACCGCAAUAAGAUGAAAACCCUGGGGAGAAGGGACUCCAGUGAUGACUGGGAAAUACCUGAGGGUCAGAUUACUCUGGGUCAGAGGAUAGGUUCUGGAUCCUUUGGAACUGUCUUCAAGGGAAAGUGGCAUGGUGAUGUGGCGGUGAAGAUGUUGAACGUCACUGCUCCCACACCACAACAGCUUCAGGCCUUCAAGAAUGAAGUGGGAGUCCUCAGGAAAACGCGUCAUGUGAACAUCCUCCUGUUCAUGGGCUACACCACCAAGCCGCAGCUGGCCAUCGUGACCCAGUGGUGUGAAGGCUCCAGUCUGUACCAUCACCUGCACAUCAUCGAGACCAAGUUUGAGAUGAUCAAGCUGAUCGACAUCGCCCGGCAGACGGCUCAGGGCAUGGAUUACCUGCACGCCAAAUCAAUCAUCCACAGAGAUCUGAAGAGCAACAAUAUUUUCCUCCACGAGGAUCUGACGGUGAAGAUUGGGGACUUUGGUCUGGCUACGGUCAAGUCCCGCUGGAGUGGCUCCCAUCAGUUUGAACAGCUGUCUGGCUCUAUACUCUGGAUGGCACCAGAGGUGAUCCGGCUGCAGGACAAGAACCCCUACAGCUUCCAGUCAGACGUAUACGCUUUCGGUAUCGUGUUGUACGAGCUCAUGUCAGGAGCAUUGCCCUAUUCCAACAUCAAUAACAGAGACCAGAUCAUAUUUAUGGUGGGUCGAGGUUACCUGUCUCCUGACCUCAGCAAAGUCCGCAGCAACUGUCCAAAGGCCAUGAAGAGAUUGAUGGCCGAAUGCCUGAAGAAGAAGAGAGAGGAGCGACCCCUGUUUCCUCAGAUCUUGGCAUCCAUCGAGCUGCUGGCUCGCUCAUUACCCAAAAUCCACCGCAGCGCCUCGGAGCCUUCGUUAAACCGAGCUGGUUUUCAGACAGAGGACUUCAGCUUGUAUGCCUGCGCCUCGCCCAAAACCCCCAUCCAGGCCGGUGGCUAUGGGGAGUUUUCGGCAUUUAAGUAAGUGCUGCAGAUCCCACCAGUCCAUCUCUCUUCACUUCUCAAAAGUCUUGUGUCCAUGCAGUGGAUUCAUCCAUUACUGAAAAAAAAGAAAAAACAAAUAGUAUCAAAGAAUGUGCUUUUUUUUCUUUAUCUGUCAUCCUGAAGAAGGCAGCCUCAUUGGAGUCCUUCCAACAAAAAGCUGUCCAGCAGGCAAAUAGCCACACUAACAGAGAAAACUCAAUAAGGGAAAAAUAAAAAACAAAAAAACAAAAAAGGAACUUAAAUGACACACAGGGGGGAAAAAAAAGGAAAAAAAAAAAAGAAAAACGAAACACGAAACACAACGAGAUCCAUACCAAAAGAGUUUUAGGAGGAGAUGACAAACUCCACAGAUCGACUUGCCUGUUGGAGGGAAAAGAUAAGCGAGAAAAUCACAAGGAAGGAGAGACAAGAGAAGUCAAGGCUUUGGGCUCCACUUAUCCCUUCAUUUCCUGUGCAGGUGAGGAGGGAGGCUGCUUUAUCAGCCGGGAACUGAACUGCACUUUUGAGCGAUGGCAGAAUGGGGCCUGUAGGUGGAGGGAAGGCCUGCCAUCCGUCUCUGGAGAUGGAAGGCCAGGCCUCAUCCCGUUCCCCAGAUAAGCUGGAGGACACUGAGCAGGGUUUAACCCCGAAGGAUGAUGACUUGAAAGACAGAUCUAUUUUUCUUUUUUUUUUUUUAUUUUAAUGCGUAAUGCUGACCAAAUCCUGCAGAAUCCUGUAUUUUUGCCUUCUUGUUCGCCCCCAACAAAUUUGGACACCCAUGAUGAGACGUCAACAGCUAUUAAUCUACUGAAAGCUUUGUUCUGCCGUUUUAAAAACAUCCAAACCUUCAUGUGCAUGCAGGAGAAGCAAUUCUUUCUUUAGAUUUCCUCUAGAAGAGUCUGGGGCUUGCACUGUUCUGCUAACAACAUAAGCUGUUUUUUUUUUUUUUGAGGCAUUUGUUUGGUGAGGGGUUUCUCAUUCCACAUAAAAGGCCUGGUCUAAGCCAGCAAAUGAUAUGAUGGUAGUUAACGAGAUUCUACCCCCAAGAUGCUCUGUCUUUUCACGGGAUUUCGUGUCUACGUGGAAGGUAGACAUGAAGUCAAGAGGCUUAAGCUACACGAGAAGGGUUUCUUAGCGUGUUUAAAGAGCAUCAGACACAGCAUCAACAAAGCUUUUCCCGGUGCAUGUCAUGUCUUUUUGGGUUUUUGUUUUUUUCUUGUUUGUUUCACGUUGCACUUGGCGUAAAAUCGGACCUUUACUUGUUGCCGCUGCUGACUGAUGGGCUGCAGCGUUACCUGCUGAAAGGACCAGCGGAUCCUCUGGUUCUGAGUCGUGUUAGUCUUGAAAAUUCAGUCAUACUUUUUACUUUCUCGGCACACAUGUACCUGUACUAUUUUCAUUCCAGUGUGUGUGUUAAGAGUUGUAGGUGUUACUCUAGGUUAUUUUUAUUUUAUUGUUGAUGUUUGCCUUUUUCUGUACAGGCAGGCCUGCAGAUACUUACUUAUUUAUGUGAUUUUCUUUCUUUCUUUUUUUUUUUUGUUCAUUUGUUUUGGUUUUUUUUUUUGUAAUUCAUUUGGAGAAAUGCUUUAUUUGAAGCUAUCAGUCUUUCUUUUGACGCUUAGUCGUUUAAGUCUUCGUGACUCGUGUACUUGCACUUUGUAGAGAUGGAUUGAAGCUAAUGAGCGACUUGCCUUUUUUUUUUCUUUUUUUUUCUUUCGUUAUAUUAAAGAAUAAAUUGUGACAUACAGAGCUGAUGACCCAAAAUUUAAUUUCCAAUGCGUGAGUCAUCUUCAUGGGCUGAACUGUGAAUAUUUUGCUGGUAAGGCUCAGUUGUGUACACCUGCAGUGAUGAGACUGCUGUCCUGUUCAGUGGAUGUUGUGGAGGUAGAGACUCACUGACAGACCUGGUUCCUGGUUCUUCUCAUUGAUCAAGGAUCAUGUACUUCUUUCCAUCAUUACCUUAAUACCCACACCUGUUGUAACUCUUACUGCACUCAUCUAACCCUUCAGUCCCAUCUUUGUGCAUCCAGAACAGAGAUAGGGUUGUGACAAGUUUUGUCCUUGUUUAGCAUGAAAGCGGUUAGCCCUGACUCAGAAAACCCUUACAGCUCAUCAUGGCCCUGGAUGAGCACUUCUGUCAUAUAAACUGUUCAGACAUCAUUGGAAUCUUUUGUAGCGACCUUGCUGUGUUGCUCUUCACCGGGCUCUUUCUCCCACCUCAGAAAUGACUGAGAAGAUAGCCUCAGAUCCGGUCAGUUUUUAUUUUUAAAACGUUCUUCUCGUAGCAAACUGUAUGAACCAUUCCGGGAUCACCCCUAACGUCUCAAGACACUCUGUAGCCCUCGGUCAAGACUAAUUUGUUACCCAUCAAUACUGAGAUGAUACACCUUCAAAAACCUUUGAGCAGUGUAUUAGAACUUAAGUUUCUCUGGAUGGGACCAACCCCAAGUUUGCAUGAAACCUGAUCUCUUCUGGUGAAAGCAAGGUGUGUAAUGUUCAUCUGCUGCUGAAUAUUAGAAAAAUAUAGAUAUAAAAUUGUGUUGCGACAGGGUUCAUAAAAGGCACUGUCCAUCUGGCUAUUGGUAAUCUACCAGUGCUUUUUUGCUAACUCAGUGUAGAGAAACCUAGCGAGCUAUCUGACAUCACAGCUGCAAAAAAAUAACGAGUUUUAGUUGUUAAAAAGCCUCGGCAGAGCCAGACAAGUUGGACGUAAACUCCUUAGUUGUAAGGAUUAAAAAAAAUUGAACAGGAAUUUUUUUUCCAGGAUUGAAUGUCGUGAACUGUCACCGCACAAUAGCUGCCCAAAUACGAGACAGAGUUGGUCAGACCAAAGCAGAGCUAAAAGGAGAAGUUAGAUUCCAUCCAGUGACCAGACCCACUUCUUCAAAUGAAUGCAAACUUUAAUAUGCGUUUGUUGUAUGUGUAAAUAGAUGGAUGUGAGUCCACAAGUGAACCAUAACUACCAUAAGUUAACACAGCUUUAAAACUGCAUUAGGUAUGUGACAGAAGUUCCUCCCUGUCCACAAUUUCACAGAACGUGAAGAAACCUGAGCUGACAUCUUAAUGGACUUCAGAUUGUGAAUGAGCACAGACUAGUUAUAGAAAUAUAACUGCUGUGAGCUUCUUGACAUCAUGAAGUUCUAGUUUUGCAGAUAAUGAAGACGCUCUGUCAUCGGGAUUAGAUCAGAAUUUUUAAUAGGGCUUUAUUCUGUCAGUGAAGUCAGAAUUCAGAGACUUCAUUUUUUGCCUUUAUGAGAGCAAAAUAGACACGGACAAGAACCUACAAGAUACAAGCUGUAGAUGUUGCCGUUACAUCUUAUAACAUCUUAAACCACUGGACCAAUAGGAGUCAUUGAUUCCAUUCUUAUUCAGCGUGAAAUGGACAUGUGGAUGUUCAGACUUUUAAAGUCAAACACUCCUCGUCCGUAUUGGCUUUAAUGUUUAGCUCGACUGUGUGUGCGACUGUUUAUGCUUGAUGUUGGAAAGAGCAGUAGAGAAAACACAACCUCGUUUCAGGGUUUACUCACUUGCUUCUUCCAGAACUGUGGAUCUUGGCAUCUGCCAUUUCCAAGCUGAUGAAUGAAACUAAGAGUCCACUUAAAAGCCCACACAGAACAACAGUCCUAGAGGUGCUCAGAUCAUGGUUGGUUUAUAACAAAGAACUAUUUCCCAGGUCGAGAAUGAACUGUCAUCCUAACAUAGAAGUAGCACAUGUCCUCAGUCCUUACCUACAGGAAUCGCUAUCAUCCUUCACUGUGUAGAUAACAGUGACGAUCUGCCGUGCUUGGAUUUUCACAUUGUUCACAUGACGGGACCUGAUGAAGUAAACAGUAGAGUCUUUCAUAGCGCUGUAUUUAUUUUCUAUGAGAAUUUUAUCACAGAUGUAUAUCUACCAGAGCUUCAUGAAUCUACAGGAAUAAACACUUAGCCCUGUCCAACUCUCCUCUGAUCCUCCUCACUAUGUCCAGCCUUUCUCUACUUUCAUUUUUCUUCUUCAACAUUCCUUUCCUCAUCUCCUUGCCUGCACCUUAAACCUAAUUCCUUUCAACUGAGAACUAUCAUGAAAAACUUUAUGGAGACUUUUUUUGUUUGUUUGGUUUUGUUUUGUUUUGUUUUUUUUUAUGCUUUUUUUUCCACCUGUAAAUAGUUGUACAUAGGAAAUACUGCCGGUUUGCUAGGAGGCAUGGAGACUACAAAUGUAACAAAAUGCUCAGAAUAAAGAGACAAAGAUUAAAAGACAUUUUGAUAGGCAGACUUCUGAGAAAAAUGGUUCAGUGUAAAAAUAUUUAAGGCUGUAUUAUAAGGAGAAAGAGCUUAAUGUAUUUGUUGUGAAUAUGAAAAAAAUGAUAUAUUAAAGAUGUGCAUGAAAACUGUG
Scatophagus argus is the source of this 6824-nucleotide messenger RNA. RefSeq names its product B-Raf proto-oncogene, serine/threonine kinase (gene braf). Gene Ontology annotation, cellular component: plasma membrane; cytosol; mitochondrion. The record is from RefSeq and is a predicted model, not a curated record. Gene Ontology annotation, molecular function: protein kinase activity; ATP binding. Bases 102 to 2450 code for a protein of 782 amino acids. Gene Ontology annotation, biological process: protein phosphorylation; signal transduction. Lineage: Eukaryota; Metazoa; Chordata; Actinopteri; Scatophagidae. The transcript is spliced from 19 exons.